GCCAUAGAGCAUUAUGCUGCUGCACAUUCUUCUCCGGCUCUGCCAGCGUAUCUUCUUCGCCAUCGAGAUGAAUCUGCUGCUGCAUUUGGCGAGCGUCUCAUGAUAUCAAAUCUGCAGGCUCAACUAAUCAUGUUUCUGAUACAAAGUCACGGCUUCAAAAAUGUUCUUGAGAUUGGCACAUUCACAGGCUUCUCAGCUUUGUGCUUUGCUGAAGCGGGCGCCGACAGUGUGCUCACAUUGGAGUUUGAUGAGCGGCAUGCCUCGUUUGCCAAGCUAGCCAUACACGCCGCUGGCAAGUCUGAUGUUGUUCGUGUGCUUCGAGGUGAUGCACACGCUCUUCUGCGAGACAAGCAGCAAGUUGGAGGCAAAGAGCAGUACGAUUUCGUCUUUAUCGAUGCAGAAAAGCAAGGCUACCAGGACUAUUUGACACAGAUUUUGACACGCAAGCUGCUUAAGCCAAACGGCCUCAUUGUCUGCGACAAUACUCUCCGACGUGGUGCUGUCGUUUUGUCAGGACCGCCUUCACGCUCGCCUGCUGAGUCGCCAGAAGAGAAGCGUCGAGCAGAGUCGUUCGAGCAAGACGUCAACGCCAUCAAGACCUUCAACACGUUUGUUGCACAACACCCUCAGCUCUCUAGCAUUCUACUACCCGUGUUUGACGGCAUGAGCCUCAUCCGU
Messenger RNA from Protomyces lactucae-debilis, 678 nucleotides. RefSeq names its product S-adenosyl-L-methionine-dependent methyltransferase. The transcript has a single exon. The annotation marks the transcript as partial. Gene Ontology annotation, molecular function: O-methyltransferase activity; S-adenosylmethionine-dependent methyltransferase activity. The record is from RefSeq and is a predicted model, not a curated record. Lineage: Eukaryota; Fungi; Ascomycota; Taphrinomycetes; Taphrinales; Protomycetaceae.